Messenger RNA from Ailuropoda melanoleuca (giant panda), 2148 nucleotides. It is a transcript of the gene DYRK3, whose product is annotated as dual specificity tyrosine phosphorylation regulated kinase 3. NCBI's taxonomy places the organism in Eukaryota, Metazoa, Chordata, Mammalia, Carnivora, Ursidae. The transcript is spliced from 3 exons. Gene Ontology annotation, molecular function: protein serine/threonine kinase activity; ATP binding; protein serine/threonine/tyrosine kinase activity. Gene Ontology annotation, biological process: positive regulation of cell cycle G2/M phase transition; peptidyl-threonine phosphorylation; cytoplasmic stress granule disassembly. Gene Ontology annotation, cellular component: cytoskeleton; nucleus; cytoplasm. The record is from RefSeq and is a predicted model, not a curated record. Bases 150 to 1913 code for a protein of 587 amino acids.
GAGAGCGAAGGCGCGCGGAUCUGCAGUGUCUGGACGAGAUUCCCUCGGGAAGCGUCGCGGCCCCGGCGGCAGCCGCCCCAGCGCAAGCGGAUCUUGCCCUCCGAACCCUCCAACCGCCGCCCCUCCCCCCUGGGGUCCCGAGCUAGCCCAUGGGAGGCACGGCUCGCGGGCCCGGGCGGAAGGAUGCGGAGCCGCCUGGAGCCGGACUCCCGCCCCAGCAGCGGAGAUUGGGGGAUGGUGUCUAUGAUACCUUCAUGAUGAUAGAUGAAACCAAAUGUCCACCCUGUUCAAAUGUACUCUGCAAUCCUUCUGAACCGCCUCUACCCCGAAGACUAAAUAUCACUGCUGAGCAGUUACCAAGAGAUCACACUCAGCGCUUUCUGAAUGGAGGUGAGGUGAAAGUAGAACAGCUGUUUCAAGAAUUUGGCAACAGAAGAUCUGAUACUCUUCAGUCAGAUGGCAUCAACGACUCUGAAAAAUGCUCUCCUCCCGACUCUCAGGGUAAAAGUUCAGAUAGCUUGAAUGCGGUGAAACCCAGCAGUUCAGCCAAAGCUUCCAAAGUGGUGCCACUGACUCCAGAGCAAGCACUGAAGCAAUACAAACACCACCUCACUGCUUACGAGAAGCUGGAAAUCAUCAAUUACCCAGAAAUUUACUUUGUGGGCCCAAAUGCCAAAAAAAGACACGGAGUGAUCGGUGGUCCCAAUAACAGCGGGUAUGAUGAUGCAGAUGGGGCCUAUAUUCAUGUGCCUCGUGACCAUCUGGCUUAUCGAUAUGAGGUGCUGAAAAUUAUUGGCAAGGGAAGUUUUGGGCAAGUAGCCCGGGUCUACGAUCAUAAACUUCGACAGUAUGUGGCCCUAAAGAUGGUACGCAAUGAAAAGCGCUUCCAUCGUCAAGCAGCUGAGGAGAUCCGGAUUUUGGAGCAUCUUAAAAAGCAGGACAAGACGGGUAGCAUGAAUGUCAUCCACAUGCUGGAAAGUUUCACAUUCCGGAAUCAUGUUUGCAUGGCCUUCGAAUUGCUGAGCAUAGACCUUUAUGAGCUAAUUAAAAAAAACAAGUUUCAGGGUUUUAGCGUCCAGUUAGUUCGCAAGUUUGCUCAAUCCAUCUUGCAAUCCUUGGAUGCUCUCCACAAAAAUAAGAUCAUUCACUGUGACCUGAAGCCAGAAAACAUUCUCCUGAAACACCAUGGGCGCAGUGCGACCAAGGUCAUUGACUUUGGGUCCAGCUGUUUCGAAUACCAGAAGCUUUACACAUAUAUCCAGUCUCGGUUCUACAGAGCUCCAGAGAUCAUCUUAGGGAGCCGCUACAGCACGCCUAUAGACAUAUGGAGUUUUGGCUGCAUCCUUGCAGAACUUUUAACAGGACAGCCUCUCUUCCCGGGAGAGGAUGAAGGAGACCAGUUGGCCUGUAUGAUGGAGCUGCUAGGAAUGCCACCACCAAAACUUCUGGAGCAAUCCAAACGUGCCAAGUACUUCAUUAACUCCAAGGGCCUACCUCGCUACUGUUCUGUGACUACUCAGGCAGACGGGAGGGUUGUACUUGUGGGGGGUCGCUCACGUAGGGGUAAAAAGCGGGGUCCCCCAGGCAGCAAAGACUGGGUGACAGCACUGAAGGGAUGUGAUGACUACUUGUUUAUAGAGUUUUUGAAAAGGUGUCUUCACUGGGACCCCUCUGCCCGUUUGACCCCAGCUCAAGCACUGAGACAUCCAUGGAUUAGUAAGUGUGUGCCCAGACCUCUCACCAUUGAAAAGGUGUCAGGAAAACGGGUGGUAAAUCCCACAAACGCUUUCCAGGGACUGGGUUCCAAGCUGCCUCCAGUUGUCGGAAUAGCCAAUAAGCUUAAAGCUAACUUAAUGUCAGAAACCAAUGGUGGUAUACCUCUGUGCAGUGUACUGCCAAAGCUCAUUAGCUAACGGACAGCGCUGUGCUCAGAGAUGUAUAUGUUUGUAUUUUUAAUUAUCUUGCAGACCUGAACAUGGGGAAGAAAUACAAGCCCAUUGGUGGAUAUGUUUUUGUUAGACUAGAUUUCUUUUUUUAACAAGGCAAAACAUUUUUAUAUGACUGUAACAGAACUCUUCAAGGGCUAAUUACCUAACUUGCCUGUGUCGGCCAUCCUGGAAUGUACAUUAAAUGACUUUUUAUAGGUCA